This is a messenger RNA of Paramecium primaurelia, 1137 nucleotides long. Lineage: Eukaryota; Ciliophora; Oligohymenophorea; Peniculida; Parameciidae. The record is from the annotation of a GenBank genome assembly.
AUGUUUGAUCCUAUAACAUUACAUUAUGUUAAAAAAAAAGAGAAUCUUUAAGAGAAUACAUCUCUUGAAUAAGAAAAAUAAAUUAAAUAAGAUUAGGAUUAAAAGAUCAUUAAUAAUAAAAUUAAUAAUGAGUGUAAAAUACAAAAAGAAUAGAAAUAAUCAAAGUAAAAGAAAUUAACAAAAAAGGAUUCAUCUGAUUGUGUUGAAUUAUUGGAGGAAGAUUAAAAUAAAUAAACUAUAAUUAACAAAGAAAAAGGUAUUUAAUCUAACAGUGAUGAUGAAGAUUUUGAUUUAUUGGAUGCAGACAGAAUCUAGAUUUUAAAGAUAGUGAUUGAUAAACGAAAAUAUAAUAAUAGAUAAUAGUUACAAUAAUAAAAUCAACUUAUUUAACCUUAAGAUGAAUAUAAAUAAUCUGAUGAUGGUGUGAUAGUGAGAUAAAGAAUAGAUUAAUAAAAUGAGCAUUUUCAGAAAGAAGAAUAAUAUCCUUAAAUUUAAUAGGAAUAAAAAAAUAAUUUAUAUCUUCCAGUAAAUAAAUCAAGAUAAGGGAUUGAUAAUUAAAAUGAAAUAAAAUAGAAAAAACAUAGAAAUUAUAAAUAUAAAGAAUAACCAUUGAGUAGAUUAGAAACAAAUGAUGAAAUAAAGAAAAAGGAGAAAAUUUAUGAUAAAAGAAAAGAAAAAAAGAAAUAAGAUUUUUUAUAAUUAUUGAAUGAGAUUGAAAUUGAACAAAAAUAAUAAUAAUUAAAGGAAGAAGAAUAAAAGAGAAAAUACAAAGCAAUAUUAUAAUAGAAUAAGGAUAAAUUAAGAGUACAAAAUUAUGAAUAAAAAAAUAAAUUAAAGAAUUUAGAAUACUUUUAAUAAUAGCAAGUAAACACUAAAAUUUAAAAAGAUCAGAGAAUAAAUGAGUCUAAAAUUGAUAGAAUAAUAGCUAAAUCAGAAAUUAAAUAAGAUCUUUAAAGUUGUAAAUCAUCAUCUGUAGCCAAAAAGUCAUCUGUUGAGAAAGGAAUCAUUUCCAUUAACAAACUUUUUGCAGAAACUUAAUUAAAAAGGUUAAGGAGGAAUGAAACCGAUAGUGAUGAUUCAGAUGAAUUUUCAUAAGUUGAAAGGAAUAGAAAUUAUUUAAAAAAAUCAAAGAAGUGA